AUAUAAAGGGGAGAAUAUCACUGGGGCCGCCCGACGCUCGGGAAGCUUCUGGGUCUUGACAGCAACUCCGACAUCGAUACGUACUCAACCCGGCCAUGCGCGGACUCACCAGCCUUGUGGGGUUGGCGGUCGCUACUUCGUUCUUAAGUGUGGCCGUUGCGCAACCUCCUCCCCCAACAACGCCUCCAGCCACUCCUCCAGCAACUCCUGUAGCGACUCCACCAGCGGCGACAGUUACAGUAACGCAAACGGUAGCGGGACCUGCUCCUACUUGUCCGGCUACUACUUGCUUCAACUGCAAUAACCAGGGUUGCAAAAACUUUGGAACUUGUCAAAAUAAUGUGUGUAGCUGUCCCGCAGGAUUCGGGGCAGAGGAUUGUGGGCAGCCGACAUGCGGGUCGCCGAAUCAACAGGCCGCGAAUCGCCAGGCGCGGCCGGUGGGCGGUACUUGCCAAUGUGACGAUGGUUUCAUUGGAGUGAACUGCAAUGUCUGCACGAGGAACGAUGUGUGUAAAGGCGGAUCAGGGACGGCGUUGGGUGAGAGCCUGGUUUGCAACCAGGACCCUGUGACAUGGAAAGUUGGACAUAGCUACUGUGACGUAAAAGAACCUCUCCUUACUCAAGUGUUCCCGAAGGAGAGUACCUUAACCGUGGACAAAGACAUGACCACCGGCGAUGCCUACGGAGCAUUAUGGUACACUGGCCUCGAGCAAUUCAUAUGCCGUGCGAGAAAGUGUCAGCAGGACCGACAGGCCGACGAGGUCAAAUACAGCUGCUCUGAUCUCAGUUGUGCCUGUACACCCGGAGCUGCCUUGUGCGGUGGCACACCAGGCUCGCCGGACUUGAGCCCCAUCAUCAACAGCGCAAGUGGACUGUUGAAGUUUAGCUGUGGGCGAGGGGGUAACAUUACGAGCAGCGACUGUAUUAUCAAGUUUGACUUCCUUGGCGCCCUCUUCCCCAACGGGUUCAAACUCGAAAACUGCCGCCACGGCGAGUGCGCUCUCCCAAGCGACGAUCCCGGCGAAUCGCUUCUCGCCGGCGGACAAACUCUCGGGACAGGCGGCAUCAUCACUGUAGCAGCCGCCCUUGGCCUAGUAGCCGCAAUCAUCGCCGCGUUCGCCUUAGCCUGCGUCAGACGCGCUGCAGCACGGAGUAGAACCGCACCAAAGGGCAGGCGAGGCGCGCAACUACAGGUGCAGAACCUCAGUUAUGCGAUUGGCGGGAAGAAGAUUCUGCAGAAUAUCUCUGGGAAGAUGGAGCCGGGACGGGCGCUGGCUGUCAUGGGGCCGUCGGGGGCUGGGAAAUCUACAUUUUUGGAUAUCGUUGCUGGAAAGGCGAAGAGUGGAGAUUUGGAUGGAACUUUGCUGGUCAAUGGCGAGGCGCUGUCGAUCUCGCAGUACCGUCGUUUGGUGGGAUACGUUGAUCAAGAAGAUCUGUUGAUGGAUACGCUGACGGUCCGAGAGACCCUGAUGUUCUCCGCCAACAUGCGGUUACCAGAAUCCACGUCUACAUCCGAUAAGAAGGACAUCGUCAACGAGGUCAUCGCAUCACUAGGACUCUCGCACAUCGCCGAUUCGCGGAUAGGCGGGUCCCUCAAACGCGGAAUCAGCGGCGGAGAAAAGCGGCGUGUAAGCAUCGGCGUCGCACUAGUAACCAGCCCCGCAAUCCUGUUCCUCGAUGAACCCACCAGCGGCCUGGAUAGCUACAACGCGCACUCGGCCAUAAAAACCAUCACGGAUCUAGCGCACAGGCUGGGCAAAACGGUCAUCUUCACCAUCCACCAACCCCGGUCAGACGUGUUUGCCAUGUUUGAUGAUACUCUGGUUCUGCAGAACGGACAGAUUAUGUAUUUUGGCCCCGCGGAUGAGAUGGAGGAUUAUUUCGCCCGAAUAGGGAAGCCGUGUCCGCCGCAGUACAGUGUCGCGGAUUGGGCGCUGGAUCUCGCGAAUGGCGCGUCGGGGCCGACCGUGACCCAGGUUCAGACGGUGGCGGUUUCACAAAGGCAUGGUGCUCACGAGGAGUGGGAGAUGCCUGAAAUGCAAACGACGACGAAAGGGGGGCAGUCUGCGCGGUCGCCACAUCCCUAUGAGGCUGCUAUCAUCGAUAUCCCCGUUGGGCAACAUGGCGACGACACAAAAAGCAAGUCCCGCAAGGUCAAGAGCCGAUCAGUUUCGGUUGCGCAGAAAGCGGGAUCGGCACGGGACAGAGCGGCGUCCGACGCGUCCAACGAGGACGGCUCCAAACAAUCACGGAACAGCCUGUUAAGACGGCCAAGGUCACUGAACUCUUUAUCGUCAUUCACAUUACCCGCCGGAUCCGAGCGGGACAUGGCCGCGGACGAUAAAGCCUACCGUAUCAGUUUCCUCACCAAACUACAAACCUUACUAGGUCGGGGGUGGCGAAAUUUCUGGCGGCGACCCGGGUUAUGGGGCACGCAUCUCGGCAUCGCCAUCGCAUUGGGCGCUUUUGUCGGCGGCCUCUACUGGCACUCCGACAACUCCCUUGGCGGCAUUCAAAACCGGUUCGGAUCAAUCUUCUUUAUCAUGUCCCUCCUCGGCUUCUCUGGCCUCAGCGCGAUCGGUUCCUUGCACCAGGAACGCGCCAUCUUCAUUCGCGAGCGCGCCAACGGCGUGUACGGCGUCAUACCCUUCCUCGUCUCCCGGUUCGUCUUUGAUAUCAUCCCCCUGCGCGUCGUGCCGGCCGUUGUUAUGGGAUCGAUUGCGUUCUGGAUGGUAGGGCUUACCUCCGUCGGCGCGCAUUUUGCGACUUUUAUUGGGGUUAUGACGCUGUUUGCUGUCAAUGCCGGGUGCUUGUGUUUACUGAUCGCGUGUGCGGUCCGGGAUGUUGGGACGGCGAACUUGGUGGCUAGUAUUGUGUUGCUGUUUCAAAUGCUGUUUGCCGGUUUCUUGCUGAAUCAAGACCAGAUACCCAGUGCCCUAAGAUGGAUCCAAUACCUUUCCGUCUUCCGCUAUGCCUACGAAGCUCUAGUCGUGAACGACCUUUCGGGCCUGACCAUCCAAGACAAUGUCUCUGGCGUAGGAUUGAGCGUUCCUGCCUCUGUUGUCUUACUCAAGUUCGGCUUCAAUGCGGACAAGUUUACGUUCGAUAUCGCCAUGGAGGCGGCAAUCUUCGUCAUCCUGUCGGUCUUGAUCGCCCUAAUCGUCUUCUGGAGACUGAGGGAGACGCGAUAAGGAAGUCAUAAACUGGAAAACGACACCAUCACAAAACAGGAAAUGCUUUCCACCUUCAGUCGCACCCGUUACUCUUGGCUAGCGACGCGGCGUACUGCAACAUAUCAUA
Fimicolochytrium jonesii is the source of this 3300-nucleotide messenger RNA. RefSeq lists its product as uncharacterized. Lineage: Eukaryota; Fungi; Chytridiomycota; Chytridiomycetes; Spizellomycetales; Powellomycetaceae. The record is from RefSeq and is a predicted model, not a curated record. Gene Ontology annotation, molecular function: ATP hydrolysis activity; ATP binding; ABC-type transporter activity. Bases 96 to 3191 code for a protein of 1031 amino acids. The transcript is spliced from 7 exons. Gene Ontology annotation, cellular component: membrane.